AUGUGUGACGGGGACAUCGUCAUCUUCAACCGCCAACCCACCCUGCACAAGAUGUCCAUGAUGGGUCACCGGGUCCGUAUCCUGCCCUGGUCCACCUUCCGCCUCAACCUCAGAAGGUUUCUGGGGGUUGGGAUGUGGGUUUUGGGGUGUCCUCGGGCUCUCCUGACGGCCGUGCGCAAGUUCACCAAGCGAGACGUCUUCCUGGAGAGGGGGGAGGUGAUGAACCUGCUGAUGUUCCUCUCGACGUGGGAUGGGAAGGUCCCUCAACCUGCCAUCUUGAAGCCCCGUCCCCUCUGGACAGGGAAGCAGAUCUUCUCCCUCAUCAUCCCUGGACACAUCAACUGCAUCCGCACCCACAGCACCCACCCCGACGACGAGGACAGUGGGCCCUACAAGCACAUCUCCCCGGGGGACACCAAGGUGAUCGUGGAGAACGGGGAGCUGAUCAUGGGCAUCCUGUGCAAGAAGUCCCUGGGGACCUCAGCAGGUUCCUUGGUCCACAUCUCCUACCUGGAGAUGGGCCACGACACCACCCGCCUCUUCUACAGCAACAUCCAGACUGUCAUCAACAACUGGCUCCUCAUCGAGGGUCACACCAUCGGCAUCGGGGACUCCAUCGCCGAUGCCAAGACCUACCAGGACAUCCAGAACACCAUCAAGAAGGCCAAGCAGGAUGUCAUUGAGGUGAUUGAGAAGGCCCACAACAACGAGCUGGAGCCCACCCCAGGGAACACCUUGCGCCAGACCUUCGAGAACCAGGUCAACCGGAUCCUCAACGACGCUCGAGACAAGACGGGAUCUUCUGCCCAGAAGUCCCUCUCUGAGUACAACAACUUCAAGUCCAUGGUGGUGUCUGGGGCUAAGGGCUCCAAGAUCAACAUCUCCCAGGUCAUCGCCGUGGUGGGCCAGCAGAACGUGGAGGGCAAGAGGAUCCCCUUUGGCUUCAAGCACAGGACCCUCCCCCACUUCAUCAAGGACGACUACGGCCCCGAGAGCCGCGGCUUCGUGGAGAACUCGUACCUGGCCGGGCUCACCCCCACCGAGUUCUUCUUCCACGCCAUGGGGGGCAGGGAGGGGCUCAUCGACACGGCCGUGAAGACAGCAGAGACUGGCUACAUCCAACGCCGACUCAUCAAGUCCAUGGAGUCAGUGAUGGUCAAGUACGACGCCACGGUCAGGAACUCCAUCAACCAGGUGGUGCAGCUGCGCUACGGGGAGGACGGGCUGGCGGGAGAGAGCGUCGAGUUCCAGAACUUGGCCACCCUCAAACCCUCCAACAAGGCCUUCGAGAAGAAGUGA
Chaetura pelagica (chimney swift) is the source of this 1299-nucleotide messenger RNA. RefSeq names its product polymerase (RNA) II (DNA directed) polypeptide A, 220kDa (gene POLR2A). The coding region runs from base 1 to 1299 and encodes 432 amino acids. The transcript has 8 exons. The record is from RefSeq and is a predicted model, not a curated record. Gene Ontology annotation, cellular component: RNA polymerase II, core complex. Gene Ontology annotation, molecular function: DNA binding. Gene Ontology annotation, biological process: DNA-templated transcription. Lineage: Eukaryota; Metazoa; Chordata; Aves; Apodiformes; Apodidae.